AUGUUUGAACGUUUAGGUUUACUUCUACUUACAUGUACCGUAGAAUCUCGCAUGAAAGAAGAGAAGCAGCACGCGUUGGAGAACAAAAUAAAAGACGUUGCCAUGACUCCGAAAGAGGUGAAGAAAAUGGAACAGUUACAUUAUGGUUGGUAUAUUCAAGCUGUUAGUGCUUUGAUAGGUGCAAUGGGAAAGGAAAUGUACGAUACCAUGGACAGGCCUAACAAGAAGGCUUUCGUUGCAUGUAUGAACAAAAUAGAAAGAGAGUACGAUCUUCAAAUGGGAGCCGAUUGCUUAGUGAAAGCUUUCGAUGGGUUAUUGGUGAGCUCUUACCCAGAUGCAGUUCACUCACCUCAAUUUGAUUUCGUUGACAAAGACAUCAGUAGUUUCGAACCAUCAGUACUUCAAGAAAAAAGAAAGAGAAGGAAAUCACUAUUUGCCAAUGGGAAUCGACCAGUACGUCUUUCCUAUAGACAUCGCUUCAAAAGGAACAUCCUGUCUCUAUAUGCCAAUGACGAGAUGCGCGCUGAGGCCAAGAGAAUUGAUAAAGUGGAAACCUCCCACGGUUACAAAGUAAAAACAAUGGACCACAUGCCAAGUUUAUUGACGAAUAGGAAAUCACCUGUGAAGACCGUAACGAAGCUAAUUGGAACUGUUGUUGGAUCAUACAGGAAUAAAACCUUAACGGAUGGACAACAGCUCAAACACUCUUAUCAAAGAAUUAAAGAUCUCCAAAGCAUUGUGGAAAAGAAAAACAUGGAUGGCCAAUUCAAACACCGCAUGCUUGAUAUGGUAAUUGGGAAGAACAAUCCCUUGAGAGCUCGUAAAUCAUUUACUGAAAGGUUCCGCGACAUAAUGCCGGAUAUGCCCAAUCUGGAAGAUGAAAAGCUCUAUGGUUUAGUUGAUUCUGUGAGUAAACAUACAAAAGAUGUUAACUAUAACAUGCUCUCUCCAAGAUUCCUAUCAAUUAUGCCAGACAGAUAUCAAACAAAAAAGAAACUUCUCUCUCCCAACAUGUUCCCACUGUAUAAGGACGAUAGUGAGAAUAGUGUUUUACCUAUUCCAAACAUACUUGAGAGUACUGGAAUGGAUCAGGGUGAUCAAGAUUCUGUUAUGGAACUUGUUAUGGAUGUUUCCGGAGUUAAUGAUGCUGUUGAUACAGCGAUAAAGACUGUGCAAGGGUUGAAGUCUGUGAACCUAGAUAAAGACAUUCUGGAUAUUACAAAUCUCUUGGAUACUACUUUCAAAACCUUAGAAUCAACUUUGCAUGAUCAUCAGAAAGAGCAUUUAAACACAAAAAAAUAUUCUUUCUUAGAAAAAGAUCAACUUGAAUCUCUUUUUGGAGAAAAAGCUUUGCUCAAUCGAACUAAUGAUUUCCCAUUCGAUAUUGAACGUUAUGGGGAGAUGUCAUUUGCAGAAAAAGAAGAAGGACUUAGGAACACAAUACGUCUUAUUGCCAAAGGAAAAUUAGGAGAUUCUCAAAAUGCUUUACAUCCAACCCGUGGAAAGCGUGCUGUUGUUCAUUUUCAACAUGUUAGUCUCUCCCCGUACGCAUUUUCUCCGUCAAUCCAUACUCUUUCUGUACUUGGACCAGUUACAUUAUCUCCAUCCUUGUUCUCUCCAAGUAUUUUAUCUCCUCUUCUUCUCUCUCCUCCAGUUUUAUCACCGCAGGUUGGAAAUCCGCUGAUUUUCUCCCCCUACGUCCUGGGACCAAAUGUACUAUCAGCUGCAGUUUUCAACGCUUACGUUUUCUCUCCUUACGUCUUGGCACCGAACGUAAUCAAUCCAUACGUGUUAUCACCUUUAAUUCUUUCUCCAUUUGUCUUAUGUCCAGAUGUCGUAUCUCCCACUAUUCUUUCUGGAGUUGUAUUAUCUCCCUCCGUAUUAUCUCCAUCAGUGUUUACGGAUUCAGCCCUAGCUGUUAAUGUAUUGUCACCAACGUUCUUAUCAUAG
Molecule: messenger RNA, 1950 nt
Organism: Auanema sp. JU1783
Lineage: Eukaryota; Metazoa; Nematoda; Chromadorea; Rhabditida; Rhabditidae
Source: the annotation of a GenBank genome assembly